Cicer arietinum (chickpea) is the source of this 1539-nucleotide messenger RNA. RefSeq names its product large ribosomal subunit protein uL3z. The record is from RefSeq and is a predicted model, not a curated record. Gene Ontology annotation, cellular component: cytosolic large ribosomal subunit; ribosome. NCBI's taxonomy places the organism in Eukaryota, Viridiplantae, Streptophyta, Magnoliopsida, Fabales, Fabaceae. Gene Ontology annotation, biological process: translation. Gene Ontology annotation, molecular function: structural constituent of ribosome; RNA binding.
UAAAAGGCCCAUCAUAAAAAGAAGUUAGACCCAUAGAAAGAGUAAAAGCCCUCGUGGCCCUCCUCUAUAAAAUACAGUGUGUGCAAUUAGGGUUUUAUUAGGGUCAGAGUACACUCUUCACUCGCGUAGCAGCGGCAUCAACUAGUCUCAGGAGGAGAAAAAUGUCUCACAGGAAGUUCGAGCACCCAAGGCACGGAUCAUUGGGAUUUCUCCCAAGGAAGCGUGCUGCUCGUCACAGAGGAAAAGUGAAGGCAUUCCCUAAGGAUGACCCAACAAAGGCACCCAAGCUUACUGCCUUCUUGGGUUACAAGGCUGGUAUGACACACAUUGUCAGAGAAGUCGAGAAACCAGGAUCCAAGCUUCACAAGAAGGAGACCUGUGAGCCAGUUACGAUCAUUGAGACCCCUCCAAUGAUUGUUGUUGGUGUUGUUGGUUAUGUGAAAACUCCCCGCGGUCUUCGAACUUUGAAUACUGUUUGGACUCAGCAUUUGAGUGAAGAAAUCAAGCGUAGGUUCUACAAGAAUUGGUGCAAGUCCAAGAAGAAGGCUUUCACUAAGUAUUCAAAGCAGUAUGAAACUGAUGAAGGAAAGAAGAACAUUCAGACCCAGCUUGAGAAACUGAAGAAGUAUGCAACUGUUAUCCGUGUUCUGGCUCACACUCAGAUCAAGAAGAUGAAGGGAUUGAAGCAGAAGAAAGCCCACAUUAUGGAGAUUCAGGUUAAUGGUGGUACUAUUGCUCAGAAGGUGGACUUUGCUUACAGCUUUUUUGAGAAACAGGUUCCUAUUGAUGCUGUUUUCCAGAAGGAUGAAAUGAUUGACAUCAUUGGAGUCACCAAAGGUAAGGGUUAUGAAGGUGUUGUGACUCGUUGGGGUGUUACACGUCUUCCCCGUAAGACUCACAGGGGUUUGAGGAAGGUGGCAUGUAUUGGUGCAUGGCAUCCUGCUAGGGUUUCUUUCACUGUUGCCAGAGCUGGUCAGAAUGGAUACCAUCACCGUACUGAGCUGAACAAGAAAAUUUACAAGCUUGGCAAGUCUGGAGAAGAGACCCAUGAUGCCCAAACUGAUUAUGAUAGGACUGAGAAAGACAUCACCCCAAUGGGUGGAUUCCCCCACUAUGGUGUUGUGAAGGAGGAUUAUCUGAUGAUCAAGGGAGGUGUUGUUGGUCCCAAGAAAAGGGUUAUUACUUUGCGUCAGUCUCUACUCAAGCAGACUUCUCGCAAUGCUUUGGAGGAUAUCAAACUUAAGUUUAUCGAUACCUCUUCAAAGUUUGGGCAUGGUCGCUUCCAGACAACACAAGAGAAACAGAAGUUCUAUGGACGCCUCAAAGCUUAGUUAUGGCUGCUGCUUUGAAAUGUUGGAACUCGUUAUUUAUGUUAUUUUUGUUGCCAUCCUUUUAAACUCUGUAGUGGUGUCUUCCAUUAGCUAUUUUGGUAAUCCGUGCAUACUCAUGGGUUAUUUUUGCAGUACUUUUUUUCAUUUUGGAUUGAGUUGCACCUAUAAUACUUCCAAUUUUGAUAUAUGAUUCCCUUUCCGUAAAUUA